AUGCAACAAACAGCCCAUCCCGAAUGGGUCGAUUUCCCAAACAAUCUCCCUCCAGGCACAAAACCAAGCUUGGGCAUGACCAGAGACCAUGAUCCGAUUGUUCCCCAGGAAGGUCUCGAUAUUUACGAAAUAAAUGUCCCUGUUCGUGAUAAUUCAUCUAUCACACUGCGCAUCUACCGUCAAAAGGCUUGCAACGAUGCCCUUCCUCUGUUCCUCUACAUGCACGGCGGUGGGUAUGUCACGGGUGGUCUUGAAACAGACGACGUAACAUGUAGAGCACUUGCGUUGGAAAUACCUGUCGUUGUUGCGAGUGUUGAGUAUCGACUUGCUCCUGAGCACAAGUUCCCCGUUGGCUUUCAAGAUAGCUUCGACGUCGUCCGCUGGGCUACAUCGUCAGAGGGCCAGAGGAAACUCAAGACAGACUUAUCCAAGGGCUUCAUUCUUGGUGGCACGUCUGCAGGCGCCAACUUCACUGCCGGGAUCUCGCACUCAGCCCGUGAUGAGGGCCUCUCUCCAACAAUCACCGGUGUCGUGUUCCUCGCUGGGAGCUUCUGUCAUCCAGAUGUUAGACCGGAGAAGUAUCUGGGCCGUAUUCUGAGUGUGGACGAGAUCAACGAUGCACCUGGCCUCACGCGAAAGUCAAUUGACUACUUCGCAGGUACAACAUUCUGA
Molecule: messenger RNA, 672 nt
Organism: Fusarium subglutinans
Lineage: Eukaryota; Fungi; Ascomycota; Sordariomycetes; Hypocreales; Nectriaceae
Product: AB hydrolase superfamily
Exons: 3
Coding region: 1-672 (223 amino acids)
Molecular function (GO): hydrolase activity
Source: RefSeq, a predicted model, not a curated record